AUGUUGAACCCAUUUGCGCGGUCCAAAAACGAUCUCCCAUCGAUGAAUCGUCAUAGCAUCACCGCUUGGGCCCAUGAUAUUAUUGAUGAACUUCAAAGAAUCGGCAUUUUAAAUCCAGGCAACGAGAAGGCCGCGGAUGAUCUGCUUCGUGUGUACCAAAACAUGCUUCAAUUCUAUUCAUGGGUGUCCACACGUCCCAGAGUUCAGAUAACUCAUGCCCAACGUCCUGUUGAACAACCUUGGACACCAAAUGAUAUUUUCGCCUCGGCGCAUAAAGUCUGGACUGAUCUUGAGUGGGAAUUAAGGCUGGAAAAAGAUGGCGCAUUUAUUGACCAGAUGAUUGACCAUCUCGGGUGGUUUUGGAACAUCAAGAACAACUUAGUCAAUCAAGCCCGUCAUACUCGAGGUCUCUCUGUCCUUCCAAACAUGGAAACAAUCGCAGAAGUGGCAAACUAUGCUAGGAUUAGCAGCAUCGAUCGUGUGAAUACAAUGCAAAUUCCAGAGGCGAGAACCUUACCAUUGGGCAAUCACUUUCCCCGCCCCAUGGUGCCUGCGAGCAGGGAUAAUCAGAAAAAUUUACAAGCUCUCCUCACAGGACCCAGCACAAGACGAGGAAACUCAGGCGAUAAUGUUAUGCACUCGAGUCGAACAUAUUUAUCCGGGAUUCCAUCAAUACUGCAGCCCAACGCGGGUCAUUUGCAACUGCCAAGAUAUUCUCAAUCAGUUCAGGAGCAACCUCAUCCUGCAUUGCCAGUUACCCUAUCGGUGAAAGGUAAACAGUCGGAUAGCUCACAUCCUGGUGUACAGUACCAACCACCCACUGCUCGCGAUAAGCCAUCGCGUAAUAUUUUCAAUAUGGCAGGUGCUAAAUAUAACGACGGCAUAGAAUAUUCACAAGCCUCUCAAGUUCCUGUGGGAUUCAUCCUACCUGCAACACAGAUUCGAGAUGACAGGUACCCAAAUAGAGCUCAGGGGUUUGGUGGUGGAUCCAAACGUCCUAUGACUAGUUUAACAGGCCUCGAGCCAGUUUUUAGUGGUCGUGACAAACAUGGACAAGAUUUACCGACCUCUCACGAAGAACAGUUAACACUGUCUCAUAGCGGUACAACACGCACCAAAACCGGAAAUCGUUUCUCUGACACCAGAAAUUCCGUCAGUGCCCAAGAUAAAGCUGUGAUUGUCAUCUUAGAUACGCCGUCACCGGAAUCGACAAACUCACGUAUCGAAAGCCUUAGGCCGAGAGAUUAUGCCUGCCAUCCAAGUUCACCUGUCCUGUCUCCUGGAGCUGAAUAUGAAGUUACCCGUCUUUCCUCAGCAAUGAUACCUCAUGUGCAUAGCAAAGACACAACUAGGCAUUUUAGUUUUCCGGUUAGUCCUGGGACACCUGUUAAUAGUCCUAUCAAUCAACGCGAAAUAAAAUCUGCAGAAGCAAAGAAGAUAAGAAGUGAACCUCUCGAUCGACGGCCAGCAAAACUAGCGCAUAGUAGCACGGGAGGAAAGAAGCAGAAAAGAGCCACCAAUACUGAUGGGAAGAAGGUCAAUGCCACGGAGAACGAUCUCAUUACACCCAAGCGAAAUAUGACUGUUUCUGCGAGCGACAAUCAGGGUGAUAUGAAGAGUAACAAUGUCGCAAAAGAUAAGGAGACCAGGUUCACUUCUGUCAAUGUGAAGCAAGACGACAAGACAAUUCAUUUACAAAAAGUCAAUACAAAAGGAACCGAACCUAGCAAUGAGGCUUACAUUACUGUUUCGGAUAGUCAUAACAAAAGGCUGAAGAUUAACAACAAUCUCACAACUUCUUCUGUUCAUGCUUCUCCCUACACAAGCUUCCUCAGACAAUACCGGCCAAGCAAUCCUAAUAGUUCUACAGGCUUGGGAGUAAUCUCACAGUCCGCCGAAGAUAAGAUGGUAGGAGCCAAAGUUGUUGGUGGUGGACGCAUUGGCGAAAAAAUUGGCAGUGAAAAGUCUAUGGGCGAGAUAGCUCUUGACAAAAGCAAGACCGGUAGCAAGCCUGUGAACCAAAAUUCUACCAACGAUAAUUCGGCAAGCACCAAAUCUAUUAUUGAGAAAACCUUCAACGGAGACUCUGCCGGUGAUAAACUGAUGGUCGAAGCACCAAUUCUGGAGGACGCCAUUAGCGCGGAGACUUCGGGAAAUGAACACGUCUCGGACAAUCCCGCGAAUAAUAAGCUACUUCCUGCAAAGAACAACAAGUCCAAGUCGCUCUAUCGUCCUUUUAGCAUGAGAUAA
Molecule: messenger RNA, 2250 nt
Organism: Botrytis byssoidea
Lineage: Eukaryota; Fungi; Ascomycota; Leotiomycetes; Helotiales; Sclerotiniaceae
Exons: 2
Coding region: 1-2250 (749 amino acids)
Source: RefSeq, a predicted model, not a curated record